AUGGAUUUUGUACUUCGACUUUGUCAUAAAUUAUUAGAACAACAAAACAAAUCGAAUGUAUCAUUCUUGCAAACUGAUCAAAUAAUCGGUAGAAAUGAAGUGAGUCAUCAAUAUUUUGGACGAAAACAUCUUAAGGAUGACAAAUCCGAUCAAAAUGAAACCGAAUCAUCAUACGAUUUGUUGGACAAAAAAAAAAAAGACCCUUUUUCUUUAUCAUCGAGCAGGAUGAAUUUUUUGACUGACGCACGACUAAAAUACGCUCGAGAAUUACUUCUAAGUCUGACACAAUUUGGCCAGGGCAUUAAAUGGGUAAAAUCGGACAAUGAUAACACGUGCAUAAUAAUUCCAAAUUUAGAAUUUGUGGUAAAACAUGUGAAUGAGCUUGGACGUCUGCAUAAAAUUAUCAAAGACUACGUUAAAACCGACAACGAACACUUCGGUCGUGUAGCCAAAGCUUUAAGAUUUAGUUUACAAGACAAAAUUAAUUCAUAUUACGUUUAUGUUAACAAGUGGUUAAGUGCCAACUUUGACGUAUUAGAACAUUCUAAGGAUUGCUUACGUAUAUGUAUCCCUUUGGACCACGAUGUUCUGAUAAGGUUCCAGUGUCUAGCGAAAAUUGUAAAGAAUGCCAAAGGCAAAAGUGGUUGCAGUUUAAUAUCGUCGAUGGUCCGCUCCAGUAUUCGUGAAAUCGACAGUAAAAUGUUGAAUGAGAUCACCAAACCCAUACACGCAAUGAUUCUCCGUUGGAUGACUGGUGGUGAAAUAGAAGACGAACAUGGUGAUUUUUUUAUAGUAGAAAACUUGUCUGAAAGUUAUUGGAAUAACAGUCACGCAUUAAGUUCAACUAACACUUUAGAUUUUCUGAACGAAUAUCAGUUAAACUGUAUUUAUCAAACUGGAAAAAAUAUGAAUUUAUUGUUAAAAUUGCUUAGUCCAAAGAUGAAUGCAAAAAUUGAAAAACUUAGAGAAAAUAUCAAAAUCCUAACUGCCGAUGGAGAUGGACUCAUUGUUAUGUUGGCUGACAAAUGUAGGAAAACAUCAACAAUGCUAUCUGACUUGUGUGAUCAAUCAUCUGCUUUAUUGAUGGAAGUGUUAAUAAGUGAUUAUAAUUUGUUUCAACAAUUCGAAGGACUCCGAAAUUACAUGUUGCUUGGUCGUGGAGACUUUUACACCUAUGUAAUACACAAGUUGGAGCCGUAUUUUGGAAAUAAUGAGAUACACAAUUAUCAAUUGAAUGAUAUUAUAAAAAAUGCAUAUGCUUUGACAUCCGCUAGUAAUGACAACGAGGAGCUGUUUAGUAAGCUGAAAUAUCAAAUUGAUACGUCCGGAAAGGUGAACUGGAAAAGUAUCAAGUUCGAGUACAAGACUGAUGAACCUUUAAAUCAAGUAAAUCUCAUCAUAACCCGGGAAUAA
Messenger RNA from Acyrthosiphon pisum (pea aphid), 1413 nucleotides. Its product is annotated as gamma-tubulin complex component 3 homolog. Gene Ontology annotation, cellular component: gamma-tubulin complex; spindle pole; microtubule organizing center. Gene Ontology annotation, biological process: spindle assembly; mitotic cell cycle; microtubule nucleation. Bases 1 to 1413 code for a protein of 470 amino acids. The record is from RefSeq and is a predicted model, not a curated record. Lineage: Eukaryota; Metazoa; Arthropoda; Insecta; Hemiptera; Aphididae. The transcript has 8 exons. Gene Ontology annotation, molecular function: microtubule minus-end binding; gamma-tubulin binding.